This is a messenger RNA of Cladocopium goreaui, 1903 nucleotides long. NCBI's taxonomy places the organism in Eukaryota, Dinophyceae, Suessiales, Symbiodiniaceae. The record is from the annotation of a GenBank genome assembly.
AUGUUCGAGACAAUAAGCGGCUGGUUCUCAUACGUUGCUGAGUCUGUGCCGUCAAUGCAAGAGCCAAAGGAGCACUUGCAGAAAGACAUAUUUACGAAAGAGGAGAUGGAGGGACUGCUGUCCUUCCUGAAGCUUCCGUUGUCCUAUGGACACGAAGCGUUUAAGCAGCAUUGGCCCCACACGCCACAUGAAGCCAACCUGGUCGUCGAAAGACUUCAUGACCUGGCACGUGCACUGCUGUUUGGAGCCAGGAAGGAUGAUGCAAUCGUCGCAUCUUUCCUGGAGAAGAAGGGCCUAAGCAUCCUGGUAGAAGCACUUCUAGCAGUCUCAACUCCGGAGAUGAUACGGACACAGGCGUGGCAGUCCCUGAGCGUAAUCCUGCUCAACGUGAAGGAGGAUGCUUUACAAAGGUUGAUCCGUGGGCGCGAGUUGGACUUGUUGUGGUCUGGUGAGCCGGAUCUUCGCACAGAGGAGAGUCGGAUGAACUUCAUCUCUUGUCUCAAGAGUGUCAGCAUGCGAAUAGAAGUGGGGACGCUCCCAUGGCUGAUGACCGAAGACAGGGACAUCCCGAUCCUCCGCAUGGCGAUGGUCUAUACCGCCCAUGAGGAGCCCCUGCUCCGCACCCAGGCCCGAAAUGCCAUGCUGACACUUUUUUCGAAGAUCAAGAUAGGCGAGGGCCAGCUGUUGCGGACUGCCUUGGAAAUGGCAAAGUCCAGGUUGCCGACCCCUUUGUGCACUUUACUGUGGCAGAAUUGGGCAAACAUGGCACAAGCAGCCAAAAACAGGAAUGCGCCGGCUUUGCAAAAAUGGGCAUUUCGUGAAGAGGACCUUUGGGACCAUUUGGCCGAACUGAUCAAGCUUGACAUCACAGACAUCACACAGAUGGUCUGUGGUGUUAUUGUUGGAAGUCUGGUCUGGAAAUUAGGCUCCUUGACUCCCACAAAGGCUGUGGGAGCGAACCACUGGAACGCUCCCUUUGUGAACAUGGACGAGUUGGACUCAGAGCCGAUGAUGGCUGUUCCAAGUCCAGGGGCCUUCAAUUUGUCGCCCAAGUCCCACACAGAAUCAACGGCCUCGCUGUCGGAUCAGUCUUCACUGGAAGAAUGUCCAAGUUUUACAGCCUGUGGGCUUGGAACCGCCAUGAAGGUUGCCGAGACAUUUGCCAAAGAUAUGGCAUCCAGUGACCAUUCCGCCGCCAUGGCUCUGAGAACUUUGGCAAUGUACACGGGAACUCUUCGUCACGCGGGCAUUGGCUGCGCAGUCAUGCCUUUGGUGGAGCUAAUGCUUUUGCCUUCACUACCUUCUGGCUCGAUCCGUGCCAUGGCAGACCUCGAUGCGGGCUGCAUCACUGAGGACUUGCUCGCACUGACCGAGCACUUUGUUGCUGGGGCCAUGGAGGAUUCCAAAUUCGUGGCCAAGGACCAUGAAGAUGGCAAGCCGCCAGAGCGCGAAGAGGUGGAAGCCAUGCAGAAAAACCGCAUGGAGUACCUCUUUUUUACAAGUCAGCCUCGCUUCCUGCAAAUACACUCACUUGGCACAUGUAGCAUCACUUUAUGACUUGACGUCAUGUUCACAUCCUUUUCGAUACGUGUUUUGCAUACCAGUAUCCAUCGCUGUCAUUGAUUCAGAUUGAAGGCACUGGCAAUGGAUGAUGCAUGGUGCACAUUCGAUGUCAGGGAGAGACAGUGCCCAAUCCUUUUCGGGCCGCAGUUCUGGCGAAGAUGGGGAGCACAUGUGCCACCGGAAUACCGUCACUGGUAAAGCCCAUCUUCGCCAGACUACAUUUUCUUUCCCCACUUGGUACGUGACGUGUUUGUUAUUUGAAGUGUUUGGUUGUGCUGCUGAGAGUAGUCAGGUGCGAACCGCAACACGUUUGCUUUCCAGUCUCUGCUGGAUGAGAAAA